AUGCUGAAUUUAUCACCAACAUUAUCUGAAAGAAAAUCAUUAAAAGAAUUACCAGCGAAAGAUUGGAAUUACAGUAUUCAAUUGAGUCGUUUGUUUUUAAAAUCAAUCGGUGCUUGGCCACUAUCGUUGAACGUUACUUUUCUAGAAAAAAUGAUUUCCAUUAGUUUGACAACGAUCAGUAGCUGUUUAAUAGGAUUUUUAUUGAUACCAUGUGCACUGGUUACGUUUCUUGGUCGUGAGAGUGUUCUCAAUUCAAAAAUAAAGAUAAUAGGUCCCCUAAGUUUCUGCGUUAUGGCAGCUAUCAAAUAUUAUAUUUUAACGUCACGAGGAAUGGCCAUUGCAAAAUGCGUCAAACAUAUUCGUUCCGAUUGGGAACGCGCUGAAAAUUUACAAGACGAUCGUAAGAUCGUUAUUGAGAAUGCAGAAUUUGGUAGAUCGAUGGUCAUAUUCUGUGCAGUAUUCAUGUACGGCGGUGGAAUAUUUUUUUCCACCGUGAUGCCACUUUAUACUAAAAGAACUGAAAUAAUUGAUAAUCAAACAAUAAGAGUAUUAUCUUUCCCGAUUUAUCGGAAAUUAUUAGAUCCAAGAACUAGUCCUUACUUUGAGAUCGUCCAAUUUGUACAAUGUUUAGCUGGUUACGUUAUUUAUUCCGUUACUAUAUGUGCUUGCAGUUUGUUAUGCAUAUUUGUAACGCACGCUUGCGGACAAUACAAAGUUCUCAUGAGGAAAUUGGACGAUCUCGUUGACGGUGAGAAACAAAGUAAUCUUAAUUCUUCUGAUAAACGAUUGGGUGACAUCAUUGAACAUCAUUUGCGAAUACUCGAUUUUAUAGCACAAAUCGAAGCAUUGUUCAAUGAAAUUUGUUUCGUCGAAUUGGUGGGAUAUACGUUGAAUAUUUGCUUUUUGGGAUAUAAUAUGAUAAUGGAAUGGGAACAUAAAUUAACUGUUGGAAUGUUGACUUAUUGUUCAUUAUUGAUCUCAUUUACUUUUAACAUUUUCAUAUUGUGCUACAUCGGGGAAUUACUUGUUGAACAGUGUGAAAAUGUUGGUUUGACUUCCUACAUGAUAAAGUGGUAUCGUUUGCCAAAAAAAAAAGCCCUCGAUUUGACGCUUCUCAUAGCUAUGUCAAACGCCCCAUUAAAAUUAACCGCAGGAAAAUUAUUCGAAUUGUCGUUGGUCUGUUUUUGCAGCGUUAUCAAAUCGGCGACAGCUUAUUUAAAUAUGUUACGUACUUUCUCAUAUUAA
Messenger RNA from Polistes canadensis, 1245 nucleotides. Its product is annotated as odorant receptor 9a-like. The coding region runs from base 1 to 1245 and encodes 414 amino acids. Lineage: Eukaryota; Metazoa; Arthropoda; Insecta; Hymenoptera; Vespidae. The transcript has 5 exons. Gene Ontology annotation, cellular component: plasma membrane. Gene Ontology annotation, molecular function: olfactory receptor activity; odorant binding. The record is from RefSeq and is a predicted model, not a curated record. Gene Ontology annotation, biological process: detection of chemical stimulus involved in sensory perception of smell; sensory perception of smell.